Messenger RNA from Pectinophora gossypiella (pink bollworm), 11323 nucleotides. RefSeq names its product NPC intracellular cholesterol transporter 1 (gene Npc1a). Gene Ontology annotation, cellular component: membrane. The record is from RefSeq and is a predicted model, not a curated record. The transcript has 22 exons. The coding region runs from base 164 to 4162 and encodes 1332 amino acids. Gene Ontology annotation, molecular function: lipid carrier activity. Lineage: Eukaryota; Metazoa; Arthropoda; Insecta; Lepidoptera; Gelechiidae.
AUGAUCUGUUAUUCAAGUUCGGUGAAUGGAGGAGGGAAGUACGCCGUAAAUACUUUCAGAAAUUUCGUUUGUGGUACUCCAUUCUAAACGUUUUUCAAGUGCGUGUAAUUAUGAUAUGACAAAAUUAGUGUUUUGAACUUGAAUUGUGUAAUAGUGUAGUAAAAUGGCUGGUGCGGGGCCGAGGAUUUUGGACCGAUUUCUACCUGCCCUCUUCGGGUGUUUGCUUGUGAUACAUCUAGCGGAAUACGUCCCGACGGCAUCAGCGGACGAUGGCCACUGUAUCUGGUACGGGGUCUGUUCCAACGCCACGGAGCCGAAGAGAGUCAACUGCUUCUACAAUGGCACAGCGAAACCUGUUGAGCCGGAUGCCAAGAUAAUUCUAGAGAAAUAUUGCCCGGACAUCGCAGCCGGUGGAGUAUCAUGCUGCGACAAGGGCCAGCUGAUGAACCUGGACUCGAGCAUUUCCAUCGCGCGAACAAUGCUGGCUCGCUGUCCGUCCUGCUGGGACAACUUCAUCAAGCAUGUCUGCGCGCUCACCUGCUCGCCGCAACAGAGCAGCUUCCUCAAGCCUGUUAGAGUCGAGCGCUUCAAUUCUACUACCGAUCGGAUCCAGGAGAUCGAUUACCACCUGAGCUCUACAUACAUGGGUGCUGUGUACAACUCUUGCUCACAGGUGCAAGUUCCAUCGACCAACGGCCUAGCCCUGGACGUGAUGUGCGGAGACGCCGGUUCACAGUACUGCACCCCCCAGAAGUGGUUCACGUAUAUGGGCGACGCGGCUGGUAACCCCUACGUGCCCUUCCAGAUCAACUACUUAGGUGGAGACGCGCCCGUUGAUGGUUUCACGCCAUAUAAUCCUGAGACCAGGCCCUGCAAUGUUGGAGUCAAUGGUCAACCCGGGUGCUCCUGCCUAGACUGUGACGCGGCGUGUCCGGCACCUCCCCCUCGGCCUCCGCCCCCGAAGCCGUUCAGCAUCAACGGGGCGGACGGCUACGCAGUCGUCAUGGCUAUAGUGUUCCUCAUCUUCACCACGCUGUUCCUCGGAGGAGUCUUCUGUUGUAACCAGCAGGAUAACACUGUCGACGGGUGGGCGCGAGGCGCGGACGCGCGGCGCGGCGGCGGCCCCGAGACCAGCCCGCUGCACUCCCACCGCUCCAGCGUGGCGUCAGAGCACAACCAAGAAAUGGCUACCAACCCUCAAUGGAACAUCGACCAACCUGACGGCGCUACCGACAUCACAUUCUUCGAACGUCUAGGAGCCACCACAGAAACCAAGCUGGAGGAUUUCUUCCAAUGGUGGGGAGUUACCAUGGCCUCAAGGCCUUGGGUAGUUUUGUUCUUUGGUCUCUGCCUAGUGGUAGCUCUCGGCCACGGUAUGAAGUACAUGCAAGUCACAAAGAACCCCGUGGAACUCUGGGCAGCGCCCAACUCCCGGUCACGCAUCGAGAGGGAAUACUUCGACUCCCACUUCGAGCCAUUCUACAGGACAGAAAUGCUCAUCAUCAGCUCCAAGAAUCUACCAAAGAUAGAAUACAUAACGCAGAACAAGACGUUGGAGUUUGGGCCCGUGUUUCAUUCCAAGUUCCUGCUUGAAAUUCUCAAUCUGCAGACUAAGAUUUUGGCGCUAGGGAACGACACGGGUAUCGAAGACAUUUGCUUCGCUCCCCUAUCGUCUCCGUUCACCGGCCCUGUUACUCCUGACAAGUGUGCUGUCAUGUCCAUUUGGGGCUGGUGGCAAGAUGACGCGGACAACCUUGAGGACAACCUUGAAGAUAACAAGUAUUUGGAGCAAGUACUUACGUGUAGCAACAACCCAUACAACCAGGACUGCCUAGCCCGCUACGGCGGCCCGGCGCUCCCAGCGGUAGUACUAGGAGGCUUCCUAUCUCCCGGCGAGCCCCUGAGCAAGCACUCACGCUUCCACGAGGCCAACGCACUCAUAUUGACCUUCCUUGUCAACAAUAACCACAAUAAGGAUGAGUUGGUACCAGCGCUGGAAUGGGAGAAGAUAUUUAUCGAUUUCCUAAAGAAUUACACUGAGAACGAAAUGCCAGAGUUCAUGGACAUAGCAUACACAUCGGAGCGGUCUAUUGAAGAUGAGCUGGAGAGAGAGAGUCAGAGUGACGUGUCGACUAUCAUCGUCUCUUACUUCAUCAUGUUCGCGUAUAUCGCUAUCUCGCUCGGACGUUUCACUACGUUCUCGCGCCUGCUGAUUGAUAGUAAAGUGACGCUGGGACUUGGAGGCGUAUUGAUCGUGAUAGCAUCAGUAGUAUGCUCGAUCGGCAUGUUUGGUUUCAUCGGCGUGCCGGUAACGCUCAUCAUAGUGGAGGUGAUACCGUUCCUGGUGCUGGCUGUGGGCGUGGACAACAUCUUCAUACUGGUGCAGACUAACCAGAGAGAGGGCCGCCGGCCUGACGAGACGGUAGCUGAUCAUAUCGGCAGAACGCUCGGGCAAGUGGGUCCGUCGAUGUUCCUGACGUCGGUGUCGGAGUCGGUGUGCUUCUUCCUGGGCGCGCUGAGCGACAUGCCGGCGGUGCGCGCCUUCGCGCUGUACGCAGGCGCUGCGCUGCUGGUGGACUUCCUGCUGCAGGUCACCUGCUUCAUCGCGCUGCUGGCCAUCGACACUCACCGCCAGAACGCCAACAGGUUCGACGUGUUCUGCUGCGUGCAGGGCACGAAGGCUGACAACACGGACGCGGGCGAGGGGGCCCUCUACAACCUGUUCAAACAUGUCUACGUGCCGUUCCUCAUGAAGAGGGAGGUCAGGGCCUCCGUCAUGAUCAUAUUCUUCGCUUGGCUCUGUUCUUCUGUAGCUGUGGCGCCGCACAUAGAAAUCGGUUUAGACCAGGAGCUAUCGAUGCCGCAAGACAGCUUCCAGCUGAAAUACUUCCAGCACCUCAACAAGUACCUGAACAUCGGUCCUCCGGUGUACUUCGUCGUCACAGAAGGACUGGAUUACUCCGAGGAAAGCGCCCAGAAUAUGAUAUGCGGAACGAGAUUCUGUAGACCUGACAGUCUUGCCAAUCAGCUGUUUUCUGCGUACCGUACCCAGAAUGAGACGUACAUAGCGCAACCAGCGAACUCGUGGCUGGAUGACUUCUUCGACUGGGCAGAACUUUCUGAGUGCUGCAAAUACUUCUCAGGAAAUAACAGCUUCUGUCCUAACACGCAUUCAGACUGCGAGAAAUGCAACAUCCCACUUCUCGGCCCAGAGAAGCGCCCUAGCCCUUCAGACUUCCAGAGAUACACGCCAUACUUCUUGCAAGACAACCCUGGCUCCGAAUGCCCUAAGGCAGGCCACGCCGCCUACGGCCAAGCGGUCAACUACAAAUAUAAAUAUAACAACAAAUCCUUGGCACAAGUCGGCGCAACUUACUACCAAGGAUAUCACACAGUCCUCAAAACUAGUUACGAUUACUACUCAGCGCUAAGAGGCGCGAGGAACGUAGCCGCAAAUCUAACGGAGACAAUAAAUAGAAAUCUCAAAGAAGAAGGCAAGAAUACAACAGUGAACGUGUUCCCAUAUUCAGUGUUCUAUGUGUUCUACGAACAGUAUUUGACCAUGUGGCCCGAUACAUUGAAGAGUAUGGGUAUUUCGGUGCUGUCGAUAUUCAUUGUGACGUUUAUCCUUAUGGGCUUCGAUCUGUUUUCGGCUUUGGUGGUAGUGAUAACAAUAACGAUGAUAGUGGUCAACCUGGGCGGGCUUAUGUACUGGUGGGGCAUCAGUCUCAACGCUGUCUCGCUAGUUAACUUGGUGAUGGCAGUGGGCAUAGCGGUGGAGUUCUGCUCGCACCUGGUGCACACGUUCAGCGUGAGCGGCGGCUCGUGCCGCGUGUCGCGCGCGUCGUCGGCGCUCGUGCGCAUGGGCUCCAGCGUGCUGUCCGGGAUCACACUCACCAAGUUCGGCGGCAUCAUCGUGCUCGGCACCGCCAAGAGCCAGAUAUUCCAGGUGUUCUACUUCCGUAUGUACCUGGGCAUCGUGUUGUUCGGGGCGGCCCACGGACUGAUCUUCCUGCCAGUCAUGCUCAGUUAUAUCGGCAUAACCCGACAUCGGGGACGUUGGCGGGUGCUGCGGCGAGGUGCCACCUACGGCAGUCUAGACGAGACGGAGCCCCGGGCCUCCACUAGCGGCACUGUCAACGACCUCACCAACGAACUCUGAACAGUAGUCGAAACGACUAUAUGGACUCGACAAUCAGUCAUUUCUUUGGUUUUGAUAAGUGUUAAAUAAGCUGUGAUUAAGACUCCAUUUUAUAGUGUGAAUUGUGUGCGAUUUAUGAAGCUCAAUGCAUAUAAAGGCGGCAGAGUGUAUCGGGCCGGAAUAUUGUUGUAUUAAAAACUGCAACUCCUCAGUUGUCGCGUCUGACAACUCCGUCUCUAUUGCAUUGGGCUUAAAGGUAUGUAUACACGAUAAGUCUCGACUGAGUGAUGGCGGAGCUUAGCUAAGCUUAGAAUGCACUAUGUGGACCGAAAAAGCUUUACAUGUGUACAUAAGUACUUGUCAAGUUUACAGUUGGUCUAUAGUAUUUUGGUUUUUGUGAGGGUGAAAUAGCAGUAACUUUUAGCUUUACCCAUAUGUAAUAUAAUAGGCAAAGUCAAAGUUGCAUACAGUGAGCAGAAUAAUGUGAAAGAAAACCAGGUAUGCUCAAAAGUGACAGUUAACAUUUCAAGGUUAGCCUAGCUGACGUCAUCCCGCCCUGCGUUGCCAUUUCGUAAAAAAAAAAUACCCACGACCAAUGUUUUUAUAUUUACUUUGCAAGGAAAUUUUGUACUUUUAGUAAAAGACUUACGUACCAUUUUAAUUAUUGUUGUAUAUGUGACAAAUAAUAGUAAUUAAAUACAAUAGUCAGUAAUUUACUUAAUUUUCAAUAAUAAAAUUUACGUCCUUGGAAUGUUGGAGAUACCAAUUUAAUGGUAACACUUACGUCAUCAAAGGGCUAGCAAUGGCGGCUUGUCAUAGGAUUGAGCAUACCUGGUUUUCUUAUACCAUGGUUUUAACUACACUGUGUAUUAAGACAAUGAGACUGCAUAAACAACUAUUUCACUCUCAAAAACAAACACCACUUAUGUUGUGUAAAAUUUUAAAUGAAAUAUAAUAUAGUAUCAAAAUGUUCCAUCGGCUUUACCUACCGUGCAAAAUUUGGGUUAUAAAAUCCCACAUAAAUAUGUAAGUAUUUAAUCGUGGGUUUUAUUUCCUAGUCUCUUUUGAGUAUCACUACUAUUAUUAAGAACUACUUUAAAAUCAGGCUGUAAUGCUAGUACAAAUACUGUCAUAGUGGGCCAUGUUAAAUCGAAGUAGUUUAAAAUAAUCGUGUUCAUAGAUGCAGUGGUAUUUGUAUCCUUUCAGUAUAUUGUUAAAUGGCAACAUCGUUGACAAUCACGCUUUGCUUUCUCGGGUGGUCCAACUGUUCUGUUCAUCCAAUUGGACCGUUGGCCUUUGGUGGUCCAACUGUUAUACUCGUUUACCGUUUCCCGUUUAUCACAGAGUCCGCUUACCUAACCUGAAGAUUUAACAGGUUCAGUUUUUUACAGAAGCGACUGCCUGUCUGACCUUCCAACCCGCGAAGGAAAAAUCGGCCCAAUACAGCCCAAUGUAGGUUUCCUCACGAUGUUUUCAUUUACGGCUGAGCACGUGAUAAUAAUUUAUGAUCCAAACAUGAAUUCGACAAUCAUUGGUUUAGGCCUGUGCUGGAUUCGAACCUGCGACCUCAAGGUGAGACGCAAGCGUUCUACCAACUGGGGUACCACGGCUUAGUCGUUUACCGUUUAUUCAACCUAAAUUGUUUCAUUUGUUUCAUGUGGUCAAUGACCGACGUCAUCAUUUGGACAUUUAAGACUAUAUUUCCUUCGAACUUUGUCUUUUAAUAACAUAACGUAACCUCACGAGUACAUUAUUUACCACCAAUUCGAGUACCAAUUCAGAGUUACAUCUAUCGCAAGAUGAACUAAGUACCCACGCUACACCGAGCUUUUGUCAGACCGCCAUAAUAAGUACCAUUUAUUAUUGAUAUUUGGUAAAAAUACAAUAAUGGGUGAAGUCUUAUGUGCGAGCCUUCGAAAACGAUGAAAGAAAAGUUAGACCACGACAUGAAAGUAGUUUUUGUGAUUGGAUGACUGUGAUUUAUGUUGCCAAUAUAAAAAUAUUACUUGUAUAUAUACAUAAUGUAUGUAAAUAUUCCUGUUUAUACCCCAUGUGGCAAGUUCCAGUUUUUAUCAAAUAUUUGUGUUGUCAAAACUAGAAUAAGGCAAGGCAUUGUGAUUUUUGUGGAUAUCAAAAAUAUGACUGAUCGACGUCCAAGAUGGUACGCUGGUACUUAGGUUGGCUGGUACAGGGAUGCCAUUAGAAAAUAUUGUUUAAAGUCAAAGGUUUCUGGACCCGUGUAAGCAGAGGUAUAUAGUAUACACAUGCACUCGUCGCCAGCUGUAGGGGGCGAACCUAUUUCCAUUAUCCGGGAAUGUAACCUGAAAACUACGUGAUAUCAGUUAUCUAUCCAAACAUAGUUCAAACUCAUAAGUGACUAUAACUCAUAAUAUAACGAUGACUACAUUCAUGACUUUAAACAAUAUUUUGUAAAUUACAUUCUUUUUGCUUCUAAAGCUAGUAUAGAUCAGCCUAAUCAUAAUUAUUAUUAACAGUAUAUGAUAUAAUACGAGAAUAGAUUCUAAGUCAUAAAUAUUAAUUAAAACAAUUUAAGAUUCGGCUAGUCUCGAUGACCAAACGGUGCGAUUAUGGCGGGAAAAAACUUUAUUUUAUAUUAGUUUGACAGCUGUAAAGAGGAGUUGUUUUUACUUACCACAAGCGCUAAACUAGAAGAAGUAGUCGAAGUCAGUGAAUUGAUUAUAGCUGUUUCUAUUUGCAAAAUAUUGUUGCCAUAUUUGUUGUUUUUUUUUUUAGAUUUUUGGCCUGGCCUAUUUUUGUAAUAUGGCAAUGGUCUAAAGGUCUAUGCAACCAAUCCUGGAAAAAAUACAAAGAAAAAAUGGCAACGAAUCAAAUAAUUUAUGCAAAUAAAAGAGCAUUAAUAUUUUAGCGAGCUGUCAAACUAGUUCUAAAUAAUUUAUUCUACCAGAAUCGGUAUUAUUGACUCUUUAGUUCAAUUUUAAUUUUAUUUUCUUAUGAUAUUAUUACCGGUAUAUUGGCUAUACAGAUAGUUUUUUGGGAUUAAAGUUAAAAUUAUUUGACUUUUAAUUUUCUACUGUUUUGUAACAUACUAACAUGUCUAUUAGAAUAUGAGUAUUAAAAACCGUAUCUAAAGAAUUUUUUAGGAUUAACUGACAAAGUCAACCGUAAUGUAAUAUAAAAUAACCCAAAAAAAAGAUAAAAACCAUUCUAAUGCCAAUGUAUUGUCAUUGAAAAAAUCUCUUGUAAAAAUUUAAUUUUUAGGUAUUUUUUAUGUAAAUAAUAUGCGGUCACAUGCAUUUAGUCUAUAAGUAAGUAGAUUUGUUUGCAUGUGCCUUUCGAAGUCAAUUCAAUGUUUUUGUAAUAACUUACGCUUCAUAUAUAAAUAUUAUAAAAAUAAAUUGAUUCACUAAUAAUAAUAAUGUAAAAAUAAGGAAUAAUAAUGUUAUACAGUGGUGCUAAUUCCUGUAAAUACCAUCUAAUUUUAUUUUAAGUUAUAUCUGUCAUUUUCUUAUCCGCCGAAAAGGAAAGGGACGGGUAAUCGACAAGCAAAAUUUAUGGAACACACGUCAAUUUUAAGCACAAAUCUAAACCAACCGUCUAAAAAUUUUACAUCUGUCAAUAACCCGUCACAGUUAAGUAGACAGCACGUCAAACGGAUUGCAUACCAGCGACGUACCUUUUGAUUCGCCCGGGUUAUUCAUUCAUUUACUCAUUCUUCCUAAAAUUAAGAGCUGUGAAUCAUCCGUCCCUUUCCUUUUCGACGGAUAUCAAAAAGACGGAUAUAACUUAAAAUAAAAUUAGGCGAUGUCUGCAGGAAUCGGGGCCAGUACCUACAGUUAAUGCAUUAACAAGUCGUCAUCUCCCUAGCAUUACCCUGUUUUCACAGGGUCCGCUUACAGAAGUACAGAAGCGACUGCCUGUCUGACCUUCCAACCCGCGAAGGAGAAUCACUGGUUACGUCACAUAUCUCCGAAACGCAUUUCUCGAAAAUGUGGGUUUUCUUACGAUGUUUUCCAUCACGGCUGAGCACGUGAUAAUUAUUUAUGAUCUAGACAUGAAUUGGAAAAUAAUUGGAUAAGGUCCAUGCUGGAUUCGACCCUGCGACUUCACAGUGUGAGUCAAGCGUUCUUCUAACUGGCAUAUUAAAUUGAUAGGGUACGGUCACAAGCAUUAAUAUGUAUACACUUUGGUACCAUGUCACAUUAACUUUUUGGACAAAUUGAACUGUAAGUCUCACUAUAUUUCAAAUAUGUUAGUGCGACAGAAUCCUAAAGUGGGUACAUUAUAUUGCUCAUAACUGUACUUAGUGAUUACUUAUCUGUGGGCACUAAUCCUAGAAAGUAACUUAUAUUUAUCUGCUUUAAAAAUACACAUUUGGUAUUGAGGUCCUAAAAUGGAUACGAUGAUUGUUGACAGUCUGGUGAUUGGUUACCAUCAACGAUGAACAGGUCAGAUGGUGCUAAGAAUCCUCAAGUCAACCACCGAGAAAAUGGACCCAAAAAUACAAUUUUCCGUCGUUUAGGCUGUGUGUGUGGGUUACCUCGUCAAUCCACUGGGUGUCAGGGUUAUUAUUCAGACAAAUAUGAAUUUUAAUUUUAAAAAAACAGACUAUAUUAUUAGUGAAUCAAUUUCGACUCUAAGGUAUUUUAUGUUUUCAAGUACCUAUUCUUAACGUGGCUGUGGCGCCUUUAUAUUGUUAAAAUAUUUAGGGUCUAUAAGCCUUAUUAAAAGGGUUAGUAAAAAACAAUAAAUGCCUAAAAACUACCUAUUAAUAAUUAGAAUUAAAUAUUAAUAUUCAGGUAGAUUUCCUAAUAGUUCGAUCCUUAGUUCGAUGACUUUGGAAUUAUAUUUUGCGUUCGUUUAUUUCGAUAGAAAAAACAAAAUGUGAAUAUUUAAUAGUAGUUUUCGGACUUUAAAAUGUACUUUGUAGUUAUGACAUAAGAACUCUAACACGUAUAUUUUUAGAAAGAUUUAUAUUUUUUCUUUCAUCGUUCUAAUUUGGCGAAUUACUAAAGAAAAAUUAAUAAAAAUAGUUUAGUAAAAACAAUGAGAGAUUUUCCAGGCUACGUACCAAAAAUAGAUGGCGCUGUACAGACCGUGGUAAUUACCUAUUUUGUAAUUGGUUUAGAAUUAUUAAAAAUAUCAUGUAAUAGCAGAGGUAUAUAUAUAUAACAAUAAUUGUUAAUACAUUGUUUUAAGUUUACGCGGUUAUUAUCAUAAUUAAAGCACAUAAUAACGGGUUCUUACCGCGUAAAUAUGUCUAGAUAUGUGUAGAUAUGUCUGCCCGUAGAAAAUUAUGGAUCUACCUACUCCACUCCAAUAUCAUCAGUCAUCCCGUGAUCAUGGCACUUGCAACAGUGUCGAAAUAUCGGGAGUCUCAUAUCCCCAUUUAAACGCGGUAAGUGCGUGUUCACACCAAACGUAUAGUCAGCCGCCGAUUGUGCGCAGGCUCACUAUAAGCCUCAGUGUGAACUUAAAAAUAAAUGGUAUUUUUUGUUCACAUUAAGCUUACAAUACGCUGUAGCUGACAAUACGCCAUUGGUGUGAACAAAACAGUCGGCUUGUAUACGUUCACACCAAAUGCGUACGCUGAGCGGCCGACUAUUUUUCAUAUAAAAUGUGCAAAUACUUGACUGAACUGAAUUGAAAACAAUCCGCCGGCCGAUUUGAAUCCAAUACGCUGGCGUUCAGCCGCGUAGCCAAUCAGCGUCCGCGGCGGUAGUGACGCACUUUAUUAGUCGGCCGCCGACUAUCAGCGUCUACGCAUAGCGUCAUGGCGUAUUGUCGGUUUGGUGUGAACGAAAAAGCGAAUAUGUAUGGAAUUACAAUACACUGCGUAACGCUCGCUCACUGUCGGCGGCUGACAGUCAGUUUGGUGUGAACACUGCCUAAGAACCCGUUAUUAUAUUAUGUGCUUUAAUUAUAACAAUAAUUGUUUCUACAUUUGGAUCAGAUCUGUAUAGAAUUAUGUUGUUACCUAUAUUGCUUUUCUUUAUUUUGAUCAGAAGAAUAAUGGGUGGAUGAUGUAUUGUGCCUAGGUAUACCUAAAAACAAAGAUAAAAAUGCAUUAUGUGUGUUAUCCAUGAAAUUAGAAGGAUAAAUGAAGGCGAAUUUGUACAGCGCCAUCAAUCAAAAAAUAUAGAUUUUUUUGGGGAACGUAGCCUGGAAAUUCAAACAUUUCGAUUGUUUUGUACCUAAUAGAUGAUUGCUGAACAUUUAUCUAAUUAUUUGCUAUAGCUAUUUGACUUAUGAAAAUUGUAGGUAGGUGAAUAUUUAAUCGUAUCUAUUAAUAUGCAUGGGGGUUCUAAAUUACACCCAACCUCUUAUAACUAACUGGUUUGCAAAACUAAGUGUCAUACUUUUAAAAAUUAUAGUAACUUUUAAGUAACAUAACAGCCUAUAUACGUCCCGCUGCUGGGCACAGGCCUCCCCUCAAUCAACCGGAGCAUAUUAUAAUUAUUUGGAGCAUACAACACCGCGCUGCUACACUGCGGGUUGGUAGAGAACUUUUUAAGUACACAAGAUAAACUUUCGUAGACCUAGGACUUACAUUGACCAAAUUGGAGAUGUCCUUAGAAAAGGUUUAGUACGAUCUACUCUGAUUGAUGAAUGUGGAGGAAGCAAGAGAAGUGUGUCAGGAUCGAAGCAAAUGGAAUUCCAUAGUCUCUGUUUACCCCGGUGGGAAAUAAGCGAGAGUUUAUGUAUAUAUGAGUAUGUAUAAACUUUCGUUUUAUAUAAGUUACUUUCAAAGAAAGCUGAUAAAAUUAUCUACUUAUAAAACUUUUUUAUUUUAAAUGUCUAACUUCUAUAGUUUACAUGAUUGAAAUUUUAAAAGUGGAGUGAGUACCUAUUUUGUUUUGCAGGCCAGUUCAGUGUUUUAGCAAAAACUCAAACUCUAUGCUAUAAGUAUUAUGAGCGAAGGUUAUAAAUACUUUGUAGACAAAACGGCAGGUAAUAAGCGUAUCAUAGCUAUAAUAGUAUAAUACCUAUAAGUAAAUAAAAAUACUGUGUUAGUCUCGAAGUUAUAUUUUAAUAGAAUAUAUUCCAUCAUGUAAAUAAUAUAUGCUAACAGCGCCUAAUAAAAUGAUAUUUUAUAAAAUGAAGUUUGUAUAUUAUAUAAAAUAUCAUGUUGUAAAACGCAUCGUGUGUUACACUAUGUAAAUUCUGUGUUGUAGCGUUUUUAAUAAAGUGACUGCGAAAAUA